Anopheles aquasalis is the source of this 677-nucleotide messenger RNA. RefSeq lists its product as uncharacterized. The record is from RefSeq and is a predicted model, not a curated record. NCBI's taxonomy places the organism in Eukaryota, Metazoa, Arthropoda, Insecta, Diptera, Culicidae.
CGGUUUGUUCGGUUGGGCGCGUUAAUCCUGUUCCUGGCAUUCGGUUAAAAACUUCCACCCGUAGAACAAAGCCAGUGGAGGCGCGGCACUGGUAGCAUUUGACAGUUUGGUCGUCGGACGACAGGAGCAGUCAUAAGUCCUGAGUUUCGCGGACACGUGAUGGCGAUGCUUCGUCGCGUAUCGCUUAAGUCGAAGCCCAAGGUGUCCGAGGUGCUUACAGCCUAUCUGAAGCAGUGCAACGAACCACCGUGGACCUCUUACUUCAUCAAGCAACGCGACGUGGUGAACGAUCAGUUCGGCCGAUCCCAUUUCAACUGGACGCUGGACACGGGCACCAACUAUCACAUUCUGCGGACCGGGUGCUACCCGUACAUGAAGUAUCACUGUACUCGCCGGCCGCCGCAGGACCUGUGGCUCGAGGAUCGAUUCUUUCGAUACAUCAAGUUGGCGAACCUGGGGCUGCCGCAACUGUUUUACGGGCUGGCCGCCGUCUUCCUGAUUCGCCACACCGAGUUCGUCGAGAUGGGCUGCCAGGGCCGAGUGCCCAUCUACUUUUUGUACGCCGAGGACAAGGGAUCACAGUACUGAGUUGGUCGAAUUGAACCGGACAGUAGAACGCACGCAAACAAUUUCGUAGAUCAAUAAACCAAACAACAAGUGAAAAGAGUAAGACAGGA